CGGCCACCGGCGAGGAAAGCGCGCCCGUACCGCUCGAUCGCUUGUCGGGGGGUUGCGUGCUCGCAAAAUGCACAGCACCCGUGGCUCUUGCAGCAGCGCAAACGAAAAACAGCCAAAGCUUAUUGUGUUCGACUUGGGAAUAAAGAACCAUUUCAUCCGUCAGCGUGGCAUUGCGAAACAUGAUCGAUAGGGGAGGCCACUACUUCACGUUGUGGCCUAUCUUUGUGGAUGUACACGUCACACCUCCAUUUAAAAAAGACAAUGGUGAGAUCACUGACAGACAUGGACGAAAGGUUUCCCCAUACCCAGGUGUCCCAGCAAUGUUGGAAAAACUAAAGUCACAGAAGUUCCAAAUGGGCUUGGCAUCAAGGACUGAUGACCCAGAUGCUGCGAAGGAGCUCAUAGCAGCACUUGAUUGGAAUAAGUACUUCCCGUAUCAGGAAAUUUACCCUGGCCGUAAAGUGACCCACUUCAAAAAGUUUGCGCAGCGAACAGGUUUUUCUUACAAAAAUAUGCUGUUUUUUGAUGAUGAGAUGCGAAACAUCACUGAUGUUUCUAAGCUUGGUGUCAUAUGUGUCCACGUCAAGGAUGGAAUGUCUCAGGAAGUUCUUGAUGAAGGUCUAAGAAGGUUUGAAAAUGAAACAUGAAUUGCAGGGUCAUCUUGGCCUGUUCCACUGACUUCUACAUUUAAAACAAAGCUGGGAAGCUGUGAAAAGUUUUGAUUAAUAUUUGCUUUUCUUGACUGUGGUCUAUAAACUGUUCUUAAAAAGA
Rhipicephalus microplus (southern cattle tick) is the source of this 771-nucleotide messenger RNA. RefSeq names its product magnesium-dependent phosphatase 1. The record is from RefSeq and is a predicted model, not a curated record. Gene Ontology annotation, molecular function: acid phosphatase activity. Lineage: Eukaryota; Metazoa; Arthropoda; Arachnida; Ixodida; Ixodidae.